Molecule: messenger RNA, 732 nt
Organism: Pseudozyma flocculosa PF-1
Lineage: Eukaryota; Fungi; Basidiomycota; Ustilaginomycetes; Ustilaginales; Ustilaginaceae
Exons: 1
Coding region: 1-732 (243 amino acids)
Source: RefSeq, a predicted model, not a curated record
AUGAGAAGCGCUCACCGCGAUUCAACAGACCUGCCAAGCACCGGAGCGGUGGCACCAAGAGCAGAGCCGGUGGGUCCAUGCGUUACGUACGUACGGUGCUGGACAGCCCUGCUUGCCGUCUCAUCGGUCACGUAUGGACACGGUUGGACGGCGGCGACCGAGCUCGGAUCGGAAGGACCGUCCCACGGCCAGCCCGACGGUCGGCGGCACCCUCCUGGAGAGCAGCCCAGCCUGCCUGUAGGCGAGGCGGGGAUUUCUCGGCCCAUCGUCGGGGCAAAACUGCUUGAAGCGGCGCCGCGACUGGCGAGGUGCCUACCAAGCCUUGGCCCAUCUCGGCGCCGCUGCGUCUACAUGUGGGACGACGGCAUGUCAUGCAUGCAUGCACGCACGAAAUCCUCCGAGGACGACGUACGGAAGCUCCGCCCGUUGGAAGCGCUGUCGGCGCCGCAACACCGGCCGUUCAGCCUGCCCUCGUUCUUUCGUUUUGACGAUGUUCGGCUGGCUUCGAUCAGCGACGAGACCCCUCUCUGUGCAAGCCUCAAGUGCGCUGUCGAGGAACUCCUGGUUACGAGGAUCGAGGGCCGCGAUGCACACCGUGUGGUCCAUCAGGCCACGCUUGGCGAGGUCGGAUGGCCCGAGGAGGUCGCGUGCUCGGAGCGUGGUGGCCUCGGAAAGGCUCAACCGUGGCCUUACGCAUUUGGACAUCGAGUUGGGUCUGGGCUGUGGAGAUGA